GAAUUUUAAAAAUGACAGUUGACAGUUUCGCACGUGGAGUUUAAUAAUAAGAGUUAUUAUAACCUUAAAAUGCAUAGUUAGUAUGUAUUCUGAAAUAACUAAUAAUAGUUAAGUUUUUAUUAAGAUAAACUAUUUGAUAAACGUAUUAUAUAUACAUAAGAAAGUUAUAAAAUGAAAAGUGAACCUAUAAAUUCCUCAUCGGAAUGUGAUGAAAGCGACUCGUGUGGCGAAGAUCGUAAGAAUCAAGGAAACAAAUUGAAAAAAGUCUCAAAAAUGAAAAGAAAAUACGAAGAUAUACCCACAGAUAAUCCUACCAAGAAUAAAAAACAAAAAAACGAUCUUUAUAGACCUCCAACUGUAGAAGAGCUCAACAAUUUGAAAGUAACAGAAAAUCUUUUCAAUAAUAAUUUAUUCAGACUUCAAAUUGAAGAAUUGCUAACAGAACUGAAAAUUAAAGUAAAAAGAAAAAAUCAUUUUCAAAAUUGGUUACAAGAAGUAUCCAAUUAUAUCCAAUUGUUACCUUCUUUAAAGAUACCUCUUUCAGAAUUGUCCAAAUUAAAUAAAGCAAAUAUCAGUGGGAAAAACUUGCUUCAUAGUUUUAUUUUGCUGGGAAAAAUAUGCGAAACAGAUCAAGAUGUAACACUAAAAUUCGAAAAACCUGAGAAAGUGCAAUACUUUGGUUUAUACGAACAUGGUGCCCUGCCUGGACCUAAUAUAACUUUGAAUAUUAAUUUAGUAAUGCCUAAAACCUGCUUCUUAGUAAAGGAUUAUUUAAAUAAUAGAUAUUUAAUGAAAAAGAUGUAUUAUCUUUUAUAUGUGGCCGAGUUUUUAAAACAAGCUGACUUUAUAGGUGACCUCAAGUUAGAGUUCUAUGAGAAUAAUUGCUUACAACCAACUAUCAAUAUUAAGCCUGUGAAUUGUGACAAAAUCAAUCUUAAAAUUCAUGUUACACCAUCUGAAGAUUCAUUUAAUCUGACUAGAUUUUUACCUGAUAUGAAUAAUAUAAAAUUAGAUCUAUUUGAUCUAAAUGUGGAUAGUGAUAUUUUAAGAAACACAAAUACUGUGCUAUAUAAUAGUUUAUUAGCACAUGACGCUACACUAUUUGUCAAUAAUGAGUAUAUUAAAGAACUUUUGAAUGACCAAACAAAUAUAAAAGAUGGAAUUAAACUUCUAUCUGUCUGGUUGAAUCAAAGAGAACUCAACGUUGGUUUAGGAGCUUUUACUGAAACAAUUAUGUUAUAUUUAGUAAUAUAUUUAUUAGAAAAAAAGAAGAUUAAUAAAUAUAUGAGUUCUUAUCAAAUAAUAAGAAAUUUCUGGACUUUCAUAACCACUAAAGACCUUUUAGCAGAAACUAUUCAUAUUGGAGAGGUAUCAUCAGAAAUAUUAGCCAAGUUUAAACAACACUUCAGUGUAGUAAUUUUGGAUAAAACUGGAUGUUACAACGUAGCUUCUUUUUUGAGUGAGCAAACUUAUGAGAAAGUGAAAUUUGAAAGUCAAGUAGCGCUUAGGUAUUUGGAUGGAAAUAAAACUAAUUCCUUCCAUGAAUUAUUUCUAACUAAGUACCCGUUUCAUCUCCAAUAUGAUGCUGUAAUUGACUUAACAAAAGGGAUACCUUUGACAGAAAAGCUCCAAAUUGACCCUAAAGAAAAAUGUUUGUGCAUAGGAUAUGAAAAUAUCUUAAUUUUACGUUAUUUGACAAAUAUUUUAAAAAAAGCUUUAAACACAAGGGUAUUAAAUAUCGUACCAAAAAUAGAAACAUCUGGAAGAGAUUUUAAACGUUUUCUUUUUGGUCUGAGCUUAAAUCCAGAAGAAGCAUUCAAUUUCAUCGAUAUGGGUCCUCCAUUAAACAAAUUUGCAGAAGCAGAAGCUUACAGAAACUUUUGGGGAGAACUAGCAAGCGAUAGGAGAUUCAAGGAUGGUUCAACUAAUGUGGCUGUAUAUUUUAGAAGUAAUACCAUCAGUGCCAAACGUAAAAUAAUAACAAAGAUAGUGGAUUUUGUUCUGCAAAAUAAGUUGAAUAUGGAAUAUAAGAUGCAUUAUAAUGAAUUCGAGGAUGUUUUACAUUUCAAACAACUGGUACCGAAUUAUCCGAAUGGUACAAAUGAAGAAACCUGCUUAAAAAUUAUUUUAGCAUCUGACAAUUUAAGUAAAAUAUUAAGGGAACUACCAUUGUCAUUGAAAAUCACUGGUAUACAAGGAGUUUCUGACGUGUUCGCUUAUGCUGAUGUUUUCCCACCAAUACCAACUAAUUUUAAGGUAGAAGAAGAUGUUACUAAAGUACAAGGCAACAACUUAAUAUUAUAUCCCGAUAUGAAAUCUACUAAUUUACCUUAUUACGUUCAACCAAUAGAAUGCGUUUUGCAAUUAGAACAUAGUUCGAAAUGGCCGAACGAUUUACAAGCCCUGCGACACCUGAAGGCGUCGUUCCACAUAGAAAUAUCUAGAUUGUUAGGCGAACAGAACGUUUUAACUCAUCCCACGCGCGAUUACUUGGUAGUAUUUUACGAAGGAAUCGUUUUCAGAUACCGAUUUUGUCUACCGAAAGAAAUCGGUCUAGUUAAAAAAACAGCGAUCGAAAACGGUUUGACUGGUUUCAAAGAAUCCCCGGAAAGUUUCCAAAUGGAAGUAUAUUUGAAUAUUUUACCGAAAAUCGUCGGUGCUCUUCGAGGUAUUCAGUCGAUGUACCCCAGUUACGGACCUGGAACUGCUCUGAUAAAAAGAUGGCUGCGUACUCACCUCAUCGAUGAUGAUCUAUUACCCGAUAUGGUUAUUAACCUCUUAAACGCUUCUCUUUAUUUGAAUAAUAACAUUUCUAAUACUCCUCAAAUAUCAUUUAUGAGAUUUUUGAAGUUCGUCUCGGAAUUCGAUUGGAAUUUACAAAUCGUAGUCGUUAAUUUCAACGACGAAUUAACUAACGAAGAAAUAUCGAAAAUCGAAUCGAACGUACAAAGUAACAGAAACGCUUUCCCGAAUUUGUUUAUUCUCACCCCAUACGAUCAAAAUUCGAGCGUUUUUACGAAAAAUUCACCGUCGAAAGAGAUUUUGAACAGGUUGAAGCGAUUAGCUACGGAAAGUACGAAUUUUAUAAACGAAAUUAUUUUAAAUCGAAAAGAAAUCGAUUUUAAAGGAUUGUUCCUACCGAAUUUCGAAGGAUACGACGUUUUGAUACAUUUAAAAUCGUCGAUAAACACGAGAAAUUACCAACGGUUGAAUUUCUCCACCGUCGAAAACCGAAUCGUUUUGGAAAAAUACAAAAUAUCCAAAAAAGAUAAGAUUCCCGUCGUCGAUUUCGAUCCCGUAGGAAUUUAUUUGGAUAUUUUGAGGAAAAAUUACGGAAAUUACGCGAUUUUCUUUCACGAUAGUUACGGUGGGGAUGUGAUAUGCGUUCUCUGGUUGCCUAAAACUCGAGCAACCGCCGAAUUCAAAGUAUCGAAAAUUAACGCCCAAAAAAUCGUCGAUGAUAAAGUUGUAUUCAAUUUUGACGCCGCCAUCGAGGAUUUUUUUAUAUUGGGAAAGGGUUUAGUUGAUAAUAUUGAGAAAAGAUGAUUAUUAAAUACAAUUUUAUGAACAUUAA
Molecule: messenger RNA, 3574 nt
Organism: Diorhabda carinulata
Lineage: Eukaryota; Metazoa; Arthropoda; Insecta; Coleoptera; Chrysomelidae
Gene: Mat89Ba
Product: nucleolar protein 6
Exons: 3
Coding region: 172-3546 (1124 amino acids)
Biological process (GO): rRNA processing; tRNA export from nucleus
Cellular component (GO): UTP-C complex; small-subunit processome; CURI complex
Source: RefSeq, a predicted model, not a curated record